Molecule: messenger RNA, 1020 nt
Organism: Lactuca virosa
Lineage: Eukaryota; Viridiplantae; Streptophyta; Magnoliopsida; Asterales; Asteraceae
Source: the annotation of a GenBank genome assembly
AUGGCUUCUCCAACCACCACCACCACCACCACCACCGCAACCACCGCUUUCAUGGAACGCCUGACCUACCGCUGCCAUUGUUGCAACUGCGACGUAUCCCCUUCACCAUCCUCCUCCUCCUCCUCCGCCACAACCACCUCCACAACCUCUCUCCUCUGCCCUAACUGCAACUGUGACUGCCUCGAACAAGUCAUUUCCAACAAUAACCCUAACCCUAAUUACCCAAAUCAACAUUCUUCUCAAUUAUCAUUUCCAUCCUUUGAUCCAUCUAUACCGACAACAACCGCCGAUUCUUCCAGGACUUUCCCCUUCCCCUCCGUCACGGCUUCCGACGACAACUUCCUCCUCGACAGCCCUUACCUCCACCGCUUAAUCAACCAUCUUACUAAUUCCAGUGACUCAUCACCUUCCACAACGACCGUCACAACAUCUCUCCAUCACUCCCCUACAUCGAAGUCCGCCAUCGAAGCGAUCCCUUUGGUUAAGAUCACUUCCGCGUUCCUUGACAUCGAUCCGAUCGUCCUCUGUGCUGUUUGUAAAGAUCAGUUUGUAAUUGAUGACGAGACCAAGCAGUUGCCUUGUAAGCAUAUGUACCAUCCAGAUUGUAUACUUCCAUGGCUUUCGCAUCAUAACUCGUGUCCUGUAUGUCGGUUCCAGUUGCCAAGAGAACCGGUCAUCGGGGAUGUGAAAGCACGAAGGAGGUCCAGGUCUAGGGUUUUGAGAUUGGGGGAUUUGAUGGAAGAUGUUGAUGAUGAAGCAAUGUUGGGAAUUGGAUUCAGCAAUCUUCAGCACCAAUACAUGCAUUCAGAGUUCGACCCUGACGUUAUGUUCCCCUUGACUCACAUCGGGCAAACUGUUGAAGUCGAUGUGCUACCUGAUUCCGGACAGGAUAAUGGCUUAGAGACACAGACACCCAGUUGGCCAAAUUGGCGUGUGAAUGGGGUAGCUGUUGAUGGUGGAGACACCGGUGUAAAUGGUGGUUGGAUAGAUGAUUCUGAUUCUGCAAAUUCAAUGCCUUGA